UGGAUUUCAAUCGUUAUUAUAUUACUUCCUGAAAAGGGUUCAGUUCUUGUUCAUUCUCUUCUCCUUCAUAGGUCUGGUUAGAUAUCAUUAAAAUAUUAGAAAGCAAGGUUUCACAAAUCCAUGGCUAUGGAACAUAGGAGUCUACACAGUCAACCAUAUCCUCUGCAUAUUAGUAAGCUUGUCAUAGAACAUGCCUCAAGUUCCAAGAGAAUACCUUGGCAUUUCGAAACCAAACAAGCAUUUCCUCACCAAAGUUUCUCAUUGCCUGAGAAAUUUUACAGUAGUUGUUUUUAACUUUUUAUAAAAACCUCACUGAGAAAUCUUCUGGCAGCGUCUGUGAGUUCUUUGAUCUCUAAAAUAUAUAACUGUCGAGUUCUAUUUGGAAUUUGAAGGGGAUAAAAUAAAGUUUGCAGCUUGCUUUUGGCGGUGUCUAAUUCCACAAAUGCCAUGGGGAGCUAUCUUUUUCUAGUUUUUCUUGGGAUAGUUUAUGUGAUUACUGCAUCUUCAGAACAUGAACAUGCAAACACAACAAGGGCUACUUUUAAUGUCUUGGACUAUGGAGCUGUCAGUGGUCGACACACAGACAGUGGCAUGGCAUUCUGGGAAGCAUGGAACGCAACAUGUAGCUCAGAAGCUGAAAACUCAACUCUAAUCAUUCCCAGAAUGAGAUUUCUGUUAAGUCCAAUCACUUUCGAUGGUCCAUGCAAACCUCAAAGAAUCAAAAUUUUGAUAUUAGGGAGACUUUUGGCACCAGAGUCACCUGAAGCAUGGAGGGACUUUGAUCCAGGUCAAUGGCUAGCUUUUCGUGGUGUUAAUGGACUCGAAAUUGCUGGCCCUGGUACUAUUAAUGGAAGAGGAAGCGGCUGGUGGAAUCAAUCUUGCAGAUAUCAUCCCAAACUGGAGGGAUGCACUACACUGGCUCCAACAGCUUUGAAGGUUCUGUCAUGCAAGAAUAUCUGGCUUAGAGAUAUUCACUUCAUAAACAGCUCCCAAUCUCAUAUCUUAAUAGAGGGAUGUGACGGAAUCAAGAUUGAGAAUCUUAUGAUUGAGGCUCCAGGAAAUAGUCCCAACACUGAUGGGAUUCACAUUCAUGCAUCUCACAAUGUCAUUAUCAACAACACCAUCAUAGCCUCUGGUGAUGAUUGCAUAUCAAUUGGAGACCAUAUAUCCAAUAUAGCCAUCUCAUAUAUUAAAUGUGGCCCUGGUCAUGGAAUAAGCAUUGGAAGCCUAGGGAAAUCCGGGAAUGUGGUUCAGGUAGAGAACGUUCAUGUCAGCAAGGUCACCCUCCAAGGAACUACGAACGGAGCUCGGAUCAAGACAUGGCAGGUUGGCCAGGGUAAUGUUCGAGGGGUCAGAUUCGAAGAUUUCUUCCUGGACUCUGUUAAGAACCCCAUCAUUAUCGAUCAGAACUACUGCAAAGUUAGGGGUGCCUGCGAGGAACUGCCCACUGGUGUUCACAUAAGUGAUGUCUCCUUCAAAAACUUCUAUGGAACGUCGAGUACGAAUAUCGCCAUCAAUCUGAAUUGCAGCCUCUCGGUUCCUUGCACAGAAAUAUUGAUGAAGUCGAUAUACCUUCGAUCUGCUAUAGCUGGACAGAAUGUAACUUCUAGCUGCAGAAAUGCCUACGGCAUUGCCUUUGGAGUAGUUCAUCCAAGCCCUUGUUUCCAAAUCUGAGCUGAUUGUUCACCAUGUCACAUUAUAUUUCGAAAUUCUAAUCAUUCAAACCAAACUAGUUCACCAACUUGAAAGAGGUCAUUCUAAAAUGGUCACCUCCUAGUUGCAUAUACAUUAUAGUGUACCAGAAAGAAUAGAAAGUGUGAAUAGCAUUUCAUUC
Fragaria vesca subsp. vesca is the source of this 1834-nucleotide messenger RNA. RefSeq names its product probable polygalacturonase At1g80170-like. The record is from RefSeq and is a predicted model, not a curated record. Gene Ontology annotation, biological process: carbohydrate metabolic process. The transcript is spliced from 11 exons. Gene Ontology annotation, molecular function: polygalacturonase activity. Bases 448 to 1674 code for a protein of 408 amino acids. NCBI's taxonomy places the organism in Eukaryota, Viridiplantae, Streptophyta, Magnoliopsida, Rosales, Rosaceae.